AGUAGCACACACCUCCACGCUUCUUCUGGUCUUACUAUGGUUCACACAUGUGUGGUGGCAGGCUGUAGGAACAGAAGGACACCGGGCACCACUUUAUCUUUCUACCGUUUCCCACGGGACCCCGAGAGGAAGCAGCGCUGGAUAGCUGCUGUGAACCGACAGGGCUGGGUGCCUAACGACGGCAGUCGGCUGUGUAGUACUCACUUCAUCUCAGGUAAACAGGUGAAGAAUCCCCGUUCCCCGGAUUAUGUUCCUUCAGUGUUCACAUCAGCCACCUUAUCCCCGGAGAUGAAGGAGCCAGGUGUCUUGGAGGUCCUGGACAAGCAGGAGGCUCGUGUGGAGGCAGCCAACGCCUUGUUGUUCCUGCAGGGUCAGGGCAGCUCUGUGACUUGUGAGCAUGCUCAGGAGGAACCUCCCGAGGAGAGAGAGCAGGAGACUAUCGUGGAGGAAAGUGCCUCCUCUUCUCUUAGCACUGAUGAAGAUGAUGAUGAGGAGGAUGAUGAAUCUUUGAGUGACAGCAAGAAAGGAAAGUCUGCUCAUACUUCUGAUGCACAAGCUAACUAUGACGAUCUCCUAAAAGCCCUGAAGAAGGAGAACCAGGCCCUCAGGGAGUCUGUGGAGAGGAUGUCACUCUCUGAGAGCUCCUUGAGGAAUGAUGCAGAGAAAGUGAAGUUUUAUACUGGUUUACCAAACUUCUUUGUCCUAGAGACAGUCAUGUGGCUGCUGGCUCCUCACAUGGACGGGAUGAAAAAUGUGAAACUCUCCAAGUUCCAGCAGCUUCUUCUCACACUGAUGCGUCUCCGCCUUGAUCUCCGCAACCAAGACCUGGCCUACCGUUUUGGAGUCAAAGUCAGCAUGGUCACCAGAACAGUUCACCAGAUGGUCAACAUCAUGUCCUCCACUCUGGUGCCCACAGCCGUCUUCUGGCCCUCAAGAGCCGAGCUCAGGAAGAACCUACCUGCGGCUCUUUGUGCCUCCCACCCUGACUGUGCUGUCAUCAUAGACUGCAUCACGGUGCCCUUUGAGGAGCCGGUUUCCCGGGGCAACCAGCAGCAGCUACAGCAAGUGACGGGGACAAGCUAUAACGUGUUAAAGUAUCUGAUUGGUGUGGCUCCUCAAGGAGUUGUCACUUUCGUCUCCAGGGGUGUGCUGGGAAAUGUCAGUGAUAAAAGCCUGGCUGAAGGCUGUGGGUUUCUUUGCAAGCUUCUUCCAGGAGAUGUUGUGUUAGCAAACCGGGAUCUAGACAUUGCUGAGUCUGUGGCUGCUAGGGGAGCAAUAUUUAAAAUCACCAGCAGCUAUGGGAGCUCAGAGGGCUCAGCCCUCGCUGAAUCUUCCUCUGAGACGCUGAGUGUGCAGAGGCAUGUGGAGAGGGUGAUCUCCAUGGUGAAGCAGAGGUACGCCAUGCUCACCGGCCCCGUCGAGAGCCCCUUCACAACAGCCUCUGAGCGCACAUCCAACCUCUCCACCUUCGAUAAGAUUGUGCAAGUCGCCUGUGCCUUAAACAACCUGUGCAUCUCUGCUGCUCCUCUAGAGUGAAUUAGACACAAACUCCUAGUGUUCCUUAAUGCUACCCAGGCAAUCGAGUUCCCUUUACUGCUUUGGACCUAAUCUGUUCUUCUCACACUUGAUCCUUGUGUCGACACUCCAGCAGUACUACAGAAAAUUAAUUCUAUACUUAUCUGCUUUAAUUUACACUUUCAGCGUAGGUGACUUCCUGUUAUCUAGGCCGGUCUGUACUUGAAGAUAAGAGCAUGUCUCCCAAAUCCAGAAACAACAUUGCUUAGAUAUGAUGUCAUUACGUUAUGCAACUUAACUGAGAGUGAAUGACAGGCUUAUAGUGGGUGUUUUUUUUUAAUGUAGGCAUUGAACAACUGCAGUGUGAGUAAGAUAUGCCCUUUAAAUACAUGUUGGUUUGCACUGUGUUAACACUGAGGUAUAAAGUGCAGUUUUAUAAGAGGGCGGGUUCAAACCAUCA
Molecule: messenger RNA, 1975 nt
Organism: Cheilinus undulatus (humphead wrasse)
Lineage: Eukaryota; Metazoa; Chordata; Actinopteri; Labriformes; Labridae
Exons: 2
Coding region: 37-1536 (499 amino acids)
Source: RefSeq, a predicted model, not a curated record